Messenger RNA from Rubroshorea leprosula, 1006 nucleotides. NCBI's taxonomy places the organism in Eukaryota, Viridiplantae, Streptophyta, Magnoliopsida, Malvales, Dipterocarpaceae. The record is from the annotation of a GenBank genome assembly.
AGCUAGUUCAAUUCUUAUAAGAAGCCCAACAUCCCCUCAUAAUUCCCUACUUUUCAUCUAUCUAUCUUCUUCUUCAGACCCCUGCAAGAAAAUGGAGGAUCAAUGUUAUCCACUUACCCGGGGAUUUUGCUUCCAGGAUGAGGGAAUGGAUGAAUUGAGGCAGACUCUUUUGUACACAACCUUGGAGCUGGAGACAACGUUGAUAUCAGCUAAGGAGGAGAUUGCAAGAAGAGAGUUUGAAUUGAUUCAUCUCAAAGAUGUCCUAAGCAGGACAAUCAAAGAGAGAGAUGAAGCUCAGACAAGAUGUCAGAAGCUGACGCUGGAAAAACUCAUACUGCAACAGCAACUGGAAAUGAUACAGCAGCAGAAAGUAGUGCAAGAACAUCAUCAUCAAGAAGUUAUUGCACUUUCUGGGAUUUCUUCAGGCAGUGAAGAUGAAUCAAAUCCUGUUGACUCCAACAAGCAAAUUUCCAGUUCAGAUUCCAAAAAAGGCAUAAUUCCAAGUCCUCAACUAAAAUCUGAGGCACCCCUUCUGGAAGAGGCCUUAAAAUUGGCAGCUAACAGGCCUUUACCAGAGAAAGGGAAGCUUUUGCAGGCAGUGAAGGAAGCCGGUCCGCUGCUGCAGACCUUAUUCUUGGCUGGACCUCUUCCUCAAUGGCAGCACCCUCCUCCUCAACUCCACUCCAUUGAGAUUCCACCGGUGGCCAAGGCCAUUUCUUCCCCAACACCGCCGCUACUCAUCCACCAAGAUUCCUUCAACAGUCUUAAUGCCUGUAUAAGCAAGAAAAGGGGUCUAGAGCUCUGUGAAGGCUCUGAUUCUUCCCCUAUAACCAAGUAUCAGAAGCCAUCUUUUAAUUGAGCAAUGUCUACUUAGCCAUACGAACCAGAUACUUAGAUUUCCUAACUUCCCUCCAUUGUUUAACAUGGAGACUGAAAAAACUGUGUUUCAUUAAUUCUGCUAAUUGUGUCCAUCAAAUGAAAUGUGAAAUGAAGUUCCAUUUUCCAU